Messenger RNA from Lucilia cuprina (Australian sheep blowfly), 732 nucleotides. RefSeq lists its product as uncharacterized. NCBI's taxonomy places the organism in Eukaryota, Metazoa, Arthropoda, Insecta, Diptera, Calliphoridae. The transcript has 2 exons. The record is from RefSeq and is a predicted model, not a curated record. The coding region runs from base 80 to 703 and encodes 207 amino acids.
GUACAUUCUCUUUAAAAAGCACAAAGUCUUUAAAAAAACUCAACAGUUCUUUAAGAGCCUUUAAGUAAACAACACAAAAAUGAAAGCUAAUAUAAUAGCGGGCAUUAUUGUGGUCUUAAGCUUGCUUCAGACGACAUUUACCAAACCCGUCGAAGAAGAUGAAAUAUCAUCUUUCGAGGAAGAACUUCGUAACAAUCCCUCACCACGUAAACAACUUCAGAUCUAUGUCUAUGAUAAUCUCCGCUCAUUAAUCAAAGACUAUGCCGCCAGUUCAGUGCAUAAUAGUCGUAAUAUCCUCAAAGAUGAUGCUCUCUUGGGCAACGAAAACCCUGAAGUGUUGGAAUUUAAAAAUGAUUUAACAAAAUAUGUGGAUAGCUAUGAGAGUUCUAAGAAAGAUGUAGUAAAGCUUUAUAGUUUAAUUGGACUUUAUCUGAAAACUACCGAAGAUUACCUACAAAUGCCUGAAGAGAAAAUGUCUUCUGAAUCGAAAUUGAUUUUGGAAUUAUUAAACAAGUACGAAUGUGAAAAUCUCAAUAUGGAAUUUAUCAAGAAAUUUGAUGUGUUCGUUAAUAGCUUUAUUAAUAAGUUUGAAGAUGCUGAGGAGUAUAUGAGCAAGGAGUUAUUACAAUGGUUUGAGGAAUUCAAACUUCGACCAAAACUCGAUAAAUUUAAUUCCUUUAUUGUAUUUAUUAUGAUAGCUUAAUAUUAGGAAUGUAAAAAUUUAUUGUUUUU